CAAUUUUCGCGCGGUUUUACCGGUGUCUAUAUUGUCAUUUUGCUAACGUCGGCGUCUUGAAAAAGGGCAAUAAACUUUUUGUGAUUAAUUUAAUUGAACCAAUCUAAAAUUAAUAAUUUUCUUUGUGUUUUAGCUUUUGUUAGUAACAGCAAAUUAAGAUGUUUGAGGCAAGAUUACUUCGCAGUUCCAUUUUGAAGAAGGUUUUGGAGGCGAUAAAGGAUCUUUUAACACAAGCCACGUUCGAUUGCGAUGACAAUGGAAUACAAUUACAGGCUAUGGACAAUUCACAUGUGUCACUGGUUUCACUAACAUUACGAGCAGAUGGAUUUGAUAAAUAUAGAUGUGAUAGAAACAUAUCUCUGGGUAUGAAUUUGAGUAGUAUGUCAAAGAUCCUGAAGUGUGCAGGAGAUAAGGACACGGUGACAAUGAAAGCGCAGGACAACGCUGACACCGUGACCUUUGUGUUUGAAAGCCCCAAUCAGGAGAAAGUAUCUGAUUAUGAAAUGAAGCUCAUGAAUUUAGAUCUUGAACAUUUAGGCAUUCCUGAGACAGAGUACAGUUGCACGAUUCGCCUGUCCAGUGCCGAGUUCGCGAGGAUCUGUCGUGAUCUCUCACAGUUUGGGGAGUCUAUUGUCAUCUCAUGUACUAAAGAAGGAGUGAGAUUCUCUGCAUCUGGGGAUAUUGGUUCAGCCAACAUCGCGCUGGCACAGACGGCUUCCGUGGACAAGGAGGAGGAGGCGGUGGUCAUUGAGAUGGAGGAGCCAGUCACCCUUACCUUUGCCUGCCAGUACCUAAAUUACUUCACCAAAGCCACAUCCCUCAGUCCACAGGUGCAGCUAUCAAUGUCAGCAGACGUGCCCCUCGUGGUGGAGUACCGUAUCCCGGACAUCGGCCACAUCCGGUACUACCUCGCACCCAAGAUAGACGACGAUGAUAAUUAGCAUGUCUACUAGUGCGCUCUUUCCGAAUAAAAUUAUGUUAAACUCCGUGCCUUAUGGAAAUAUGUGUAAUGAUAAACAAUAAUGUGAUAAGAUUUUUGAUAAUAAAAGUUUUGGUCAUCGAAA
Molecule: messenger RNA, 1064 nt
Organism: Papilio xuthus (Asian swallowtail)
Lineage: Eukaryota; Metazoa; Arthropoda; Insecta; Lepidoptera; Papilionidae
Gene: Pcna
Product: proliferating cell nuclear antigen
Exons: 7
Coding region: 159-941 (260 amino acids)
Biological process (GO): leading strand elongation; translesion synthesis; mismatch repair
Cellular component (GO): PCNA complex
Molecular function (GO): DNA binding; DNA polymerase processivity factor activity
Source: RefSeq, a predicted model, not a curated record